This is a messenger RNA of Doryrhamphus excisus (bluestripe pipefish), 1069 nucleotides long. It is a transcript of the gene chmp6b, whose product is annotated as charged multivesicular body protein 6b. Gene Ontology annotation, cellular component: ESCRT III complex; multivesicular body. The record is from RefSeq and is a predicted model, not a curated record. Gene Ontology annotation, biological process: late endosome to vacuole transport via multivesicular body sorting pathway; vesicle budding from membrane. NCBI's taxonomy places the organism in Eukaryota, Metazoa, Chordata, Actinopteri, Syngnathiformes, Syngnathidae.
CCUGUGGGUGUGGCACACUUAGCAUUAGCUUAGCUAGCAACGGAGAAGCGGCGUCGCUAAUGUUCCUUUCUCAACCCAGAAAAAACAGCUCAGCGUAUCUGACGUACAUUCCCAUAGCUGCACAUUGCAGCUGUGAUGCUGUGUCAGAAUGGGAAAUCUUUUUGGGAAAAAGAAACAGAGUCGAGUGACGGAACAAGACAAGGCUAUAUUGCAACUGAAGCAGCAACGAGAUAAACUGAGGCAGUACCAAAAGAAGAUCAACCUGCAGCUGGAGAAGGAAAGACUUUUAGCCAAGAAGCUGCUCAAAGAUGGCAAGAAGGAGAAAGCGCUCCUCUUGCUGAAGAAGAAACGCUAUCAGGAUCAGCUGCUGGACAAGACCGAGAACCAGAUCAGCAACCUGGAGCGUUUGGUUCAGGACCUGGAGUUUGCCCAGAUUGAGAAGAAGGUCAUCGACGGCCUCAAAGUUGGAAACGAGUGUCUGAAGAAGAUGCACCAGGUCAUGUCCAUCGAGGACGUGGAGCGCAUUUUGGAUGAAACGCAGGAAGCCGUCGAGUACCAGAGGCAAAUCGAUGACAUGCUGGCUGGUUCCUUGUCCCAAGAAGACCAAGAUGCUGUCCUGGCCGAGCUGGAGGCCAUCAUUCAGGAAGAGGUGGAGCUUCCUGACGUUCCCGCCCAUGAACUUCCUGAGGUGGAAGAGACGAAAGCAGCAGGGGAUCGUCCCAGGAAGAAGGCGGAGCUCUUGGCGGCGUGAGAGGACGGCGGGCAGACACCAGCUGACCUGCCCGUCCUCUAAGCUGCAGCAGGAAGUAGAGCAGCACGGUGACUUCCUGUUGAGGUGGAAGCAAACACCUAAAAGAGGCCUUAUCGUAAUUAACAUGAUGGUUUAUAAAAGUCGUGUUCACAUGCACCUUCAGCUUCUUUUCUGACCCCCCCCCCCCCCCCCGACCCCCCUCCUGGAUGAUUGUCUCCUUCAUGUACUCCUUUCAUCUAAAUAACUCCAUUCUUUUUUAUUUUUUUUUAGAUAACUGUUCUUUUUUUUUUUUUUUACAAUAAACUUCGUUGGACGUCC